UCCGAGGGUGAGUGAGUUUUCUGCGGCUCCGCCGAACGAACGAUGCGACCGUCCGCCGCCCCUCGCGGCACGAACCCUCGUCUCGCCCGUUUCUGUCUCGGUUUCUCCCGCGGCGCCCGUCUCCCUCGCUCCUCCUGACUCACCCCGUGCGACACCGAGACAGAAUCCCCUAGAAGCCCCCCGUUUGUUGAUAAAAUCGAUAACACCUUACGGCCGUUGCCGUCUCCGUUCGCCUGUGCGGCGAGACGCGGCUCCCGCUGUUUUUCCAGAGAUACUCCGAUACGUGACGCGCGUUUUGCCGAGUGCGUUUUGCAUCGAACGUGCCAACGUCGGUUUAAUUCGUCACCAUUUAUGCCGAAAGUGACGGAACGCCGAGAACGCGAUGCGAUGCGUGGAGCCACGAAAUUUGUCGCACGAUGAACGGUGCUAUAUCGAUGCGUAAUGCGGGACACCGCUCGUUUAACGUGGAUCGUUACGUUGCGCGUGUCCAUCCCCUUCGAGUAACAGAAGGAUCCUUUGCCCUUUCGCUCGUGCCUCGGUCGCCCAUUUUUGCUCGCAGUUUUUGUCCCGUGGCGCACCGGUGACGUUAUAUCUCUUGAACCUCGCACAUCGCUCUUGCGGCUGGUUCAUGCCGGUUAGGGUUAUCGAACGGUCCAUUUUUGAGUACUAAGGGCAAAGCAAAGGGUAAAGGGUAACAGCGAACGGCGUAAGCGAGAUUAUUGCGUUUACUGAUUUGUUGCUAAAAUUUGUAUUAUAUUUAUUCUAUUUAUAUUUAGAUCAGGAUUUCUCGUGAUGUUGAGCUCUUUUUGCAUUUUGCGUGUUCAUUUGAUCGAGCAUCUUCGUGCGGUUUCGCGUGUCGUUGUUCCUUCUGUCGUGUUGCGUCGUAAAAUUACACCGGCGUAAUGUCGCCGGUUACAGAAUUACAGCGCACAGCAGGUGCGAGGUUUUGGGUUUUCUUUCCGCGAGCGAGCAAGCGCCGUACCCGGGAAUGCGCUUAUUUGCAUUCGUAGUUAGGACUGUUAUAACGAAGAAGCGACCGGUUUCUCUGGCCGCUUCUCCCGGACGACAGGUGUCCCAUCACGGAAAAUUUAGUCGUCUGCUCGCGCGAUGAUGUAACGUGAAAUUGAAAGGGCUCGUCGAUUGGCCAAGAGCUGUCUCGCGUCUCGUACGAGUCUCAUUCGGUUAAUUACGCACUAACUAAUUAGGUGCUGCACUUACAGAAACAUUACGGAUCGUUAACCGUGAGUUGCCCGUUUAGCAACGUAUUUAAUCGCACUCUCUCUUUAUCCUUCCUUCUCUCUUUUUGUAGAGAUUCACAAGUUUGUAUAAAGAGAUCGAACAUCUGUGUUGGAAAGAUUCGAUGUGUUUUAUGUUACGGUUAAGAUGUUCAAGAUGAUUCUUGACAUAAAGAAUUCACACUUGGUUCCUUAAACUCUCUGCGAUUAUCGGUCCGCAAUUCCGAUGGUUGAUGAUGCACGGAUCCUUGAAUCUGAAAGGUUUCUCGUUACUUACGAACGGACGUCGAUUAAUCAUUGAGGUCAUCACCUCUCGGGCUUAAAAGCCGUGCCACUUGGAAGGCAGCGGCGACGACUCACCGGUUGAACGAACGAGGAAAACGCAAUUUCUUGGUCAACUGCUUGUUGCCAACUAGCACCACGUGGUCACGGCCGUGUAACGUAAGCGGCUUACGUCGUCCAGCUGUAAAUAAGACUUAAAAGCCUGCGUCAACAGCAUCAUGCAUCCGCAUUAAUAAAGCGAGGAGGUGACGGCUCCAUCGCUGCUCACUGCAACGCGCGAACCUCGCAUGGCGAUUCUCGUCCUGAUUCAAUCUACAGUGUGAAGUAAUGUAGAGAAUAACAUUUUUACGGAUUCCACGGAAGUGCAUUAGGAUCGCUGGAGAACUGCGAAGGAGCUGAGGAAAGGGUUGAAACAAAUGCCGAUAUUUAAAUAUUAUAAAAAAAUGGAAAAAAUUAUGAUAGACAGAAAUCGUCGAAAUCAAAUCCUGUCGCACAUUGUGCGUGCUUCAAUAGGCGCUUCGUAAUUUAUUACACGUUAUGGUUUACAAAAUAGAAACAACUUUAUCGCGGAAUUAUACAACGAACACUCAAUAUUGGAAUCGCUGCACUGUUUGCGAUUGGUAUUUACGUGCACUUCUUGCAUUACGUACAACGCGCUGCCUCGUGGAGACAAACUGGCAUUCUAGAUCACGGGUUCUUGCCUUUUUUAUGACCAAAUACCAGCGGCGCGUGCAAAACUGUAUCGUGUAAUCUGGGCUUCGUGUUCUCACUGAGAGAGUGAUUGAUUCGUUUCGAAAGCAUAACCAACGAAUAAUACAUGCAUUAAUCAUCGUGGGACGCUGUGAUAGAUUAUAUUUAAAAGAGAGAACGUAAGAAUGCGUGCUUUGCAUUCUCCUAAUGUUUAGAGACAAAGUGGAAAAGUAAAAGGCGAACGGGAUUCCUUUACAGCUCAUUUGACGCAUUAUUUCGUAAAUGCUCAAUGUUAAAAAUGGUACUCAGAAUUCUGAAAUUUUUCAAUCCAAUUUCAAGACGAAAUAUUACUUUUUAUUUCACAUCUUAGUUUGGUAGAUAUCCCCAUCUGUUGAAAAAUAUGUAUUUCUUAAAAUGAAUGUCUCUCUCUCUCUCUCUCUCAUGAUUUCGCGACGUUCGUCGGUGAUUUAAGCCACUUAGGAUGCGCCGUCUUCGUCACGAUAGUUCUUUCGCCGGAUAUUUGCCACGUGAUGCGUUAUUAAGUCAUUAGUCCUCGAUACGGACACACAAGCGGGCGGUUCACCUAGAAAAAGAAUAGAAAGCAAUCUCAACGUGCAAUUUCAUAAUUGCCAUGUUAUUAUGUGAGGGCCAAUUAGAGGUAACGCGUGCGUUUAUCUCGACGAUUUCCGUGGAUUCGCCGACGAUUGCGACGCGGUGUUGCUUAAUCCGCAGGAUCAUCGCUGAUUCCGUACGAGUGUAUUGUACGAUCCUAACGCCGAAACUUGAUAGGAUACCGCUCGUCGUAGAAAUUUUUACAGAAGUAAAUGUUAUCGCGUCACUUAUUAUCAACCAUUACAUUCAUCUUUCAUGAUUGUCCAGGUAUUCUUUUUGCCAUUCACAUGGUUCCUCGGAAUGUGCAGGACGCAACGAAGAUCGCGAUGAAUAUCCGGCUAAUCCUUCGACGUAAUCUUCUCGUCAUGCUUUCUGCUGCCCCAGCAGGAGAGCCGGAGCAAAGAGAAAGAGAGAGAGGCGGGAGGAGAGCAGAGUCGAUUAGCGGCGAUUUUGUCGCACGCGACGCAGGUGCAGCUGCGGGAGAACCGCAGCAUCACCGGGCGCUCCUUCUUCACGGAUCGUUUGUAAGAUCAAGGUCGCUGGUUUCGUGGGUAAACGUCCUCGAGUCGCCUUGAGAGUCAGUGUGCCCGGUACGCGCCAGCGUGUCGUAGACAACUCCUCGCGCUUAUCGGCCAUUAUUGUGUGUAUCCCUCCUCCGCAGCGUUCUGGCGAUAUACCUAUAUAUGGUGUAAUGGUCCACGUCUACCGCACCACGCCUAGGAUCGCCGGUGCCGAACAUCCGUGGAAUCCGAAAAUUACGGUCAUGUGGGAUCGCGAUGCGCGAUUAUCCCGACGACAAUUCGGGAAUCGCGUCAUUGAUGAAAGGAGACACGACCACGUGGGGCUCCUUAAUUGUCAUUACGUGUCCAGAUAAUUACUUGUUUAAUAUUUCAGGUUUAACAUGCCGUGAACGAUUUCUAUUACUAUAGAUCCGGUUGAUUGAAUCAUUCCCUCAAAAUCUCUCCGAUGUUUCCCUCUCAGGGUUCCAGUGAACGAUUGCUUCAUGGUCCAGCUGAUUGAGAUUGUCCGUAAAGUAUCGAUCGCGUUCUUUGCUUAAUGCGCACUCCACUGCGAGAUGUGGAAUCUGCGGUCCUUAGAGGGCAGAUAAGACCAAAGGAAGAGAGAAAGAGUUUGAAAAGCAUCUCGCCGUGCGGUAAUUCCGCACCGCCCACUCGCUCGUCCGUAAUCGCAGGCGAUGCCGAAGCGUCCGGACCGCGCGAGGCGAUCGAGCGUAGGCGUCUCGAAUCUUAUUCAUGGAAAGUAAGAGCCCACAUCGCCGUCCUGCUCGCUGGUACUCCGAGGGUCGAGGAGCAAUCGACCCAUAAAUUGAAGCUUUUCCUACGGGCGAGUCGGCGGUUAUAUCCGAGUCCCGGCUGGCCUCCGCUCCGCUCCGUUCGGGCGCGUUGUUUGCGCGUUCAGCGACUUACCAAGAUAGUCAAAUUCGGUGACAAAGCGCGCCAACGAAAGACACUCGCGAGGCGCGAGUGCAACCGACAAAGAUUCGUGAUACCAGGGAUUUAUGCUACGGAUAAGAGAGAGAAAGAGAGAGCGGAGUAGAUUAUUACGAAGAUAAUUGCUCGUCGCGGUUUGCAGCGGGUGCACUACGCCGCCGCUGACUGCGCUGAUCCUGCGGAGGAACCGAAACUCCUCCGGUCGACCCUCGUGAUCCCCCACCUUAAGAAUCUCUCUCGCUCCUUCCCCGUCGGAAAGAGGCAGGGCACGGAGUCGAGAUCGCGAGAGCCUGCGGAACGCUGGAUCAGAACGCGCGAGCAGGACGCGUUCUCGGUGCGGCCAGGGGUGCCGAGCGAGAUGGAGAUCCAGGGAGAGUGGGAUGCUGCAAGCGAGGAAGGCAGGCGAGAGUGGACGGACGACAUGCCACCACCACCACUCCCAGUAUCUCUCUGUCUCUUUCGUCCGUCUCUCUCUUGAUGUCUCUUUCUUUCUCUCUCGCUCGUUUCUCCUUCUUCAUUCGCUCGCUCGUUCCAGCGUUCAGUCCUCUCACCUACUCCGACUUUUAUACGCGCGAGCCGGCUUCCCACCCGUAGCUUCUUCUCUCUCUCUCUCUCAUCCUUUCUCUUUCUGCUAUCUCUGUCUCUCUCUUCCCGCGCGCACGAGAGAGUCGCUGAGAGCGCAGAGAGCGCGCAAAAUGCCAGUGAUUCGACGCGACUUGGAGUACGCGCCUCGACGGCGAGAGAGAAGCGGGCGCCGCGCGAAUUCGAACGCGCGGACGCGCGCCGAGCCGUCCUCGUACGUUGCGCGAUCUCGCAACGCGCUUAGCUCGCGUGUCAAGCGUGUCGGGCCGAUUUUCUAAAACGUUCCUUCCUCGUGGAGGAACGCCAGUCCUUCGUCCGGGAAAUUACGUUUCCUCUUCACCCGAAGCGAUCGCGAGCGUUUGUAUACGCGCGGCAAAGUCGCCUCGCGUGUCUCGUGGCGCGAGUGAGAGGCUCUUGCUCGCCGACCAAAGGCGAAAAUACCUGCGAGACUCCCAGAAAGGGUGUGUAUACGUGCCUGUGGCGGUGAUCAUGGUGGUGAUCUCGAACGACCGUUAGAGAUCCGUGAAGCGAGCAAUAGAGCGCUCCGUUGCUCUUCUGUGUUAAUCGUUAUGUGUGAACAGUGUGUUACACAAGAGAUCUGUAAGAAAGUUUGGCGGCGUAUAAAGUUGGUGUUAUCUUUUACGUGAACGACGAAUCUCGUGCAGUCAGACUGUAGAAGAAAUGUGUACUCACUACAUUGCCAAAUUUGGAUUUAAGUCAGCAUCGUUUGCAUCAUACGACAUGAGAUUCCGGUUCUGAUAAAUUCCUUCAGUAUUAAAAAGUGACGGAAGACGGAAGAAUUAGAUUUAAUCUAUAGUGUAAAUUAAUAUAGAGAAUAACAUUCUUACGGAUUCCAUGGAAGUGCACUCGGAUCGCUGAGAAAUAUUGCGUAAAGAACUGCGGAGGAGGUGAGGAAAGGGGUGAAACAAAUGCCGAUAGGGCGGAGAAAGUAUCCGACGAAGCGCUCUUAAAGUACGGCAGUUAAAUUGUCAGGCAAGAUGCUUGGAAAGAUUGCUAUUGAUAAAUUAUAUAUAUAAUAAUGAUCUGAGAAAAAGUUCGCGUUUGUUGACAGUCAUUGUUGUACUGACUCGGACUGAAAAUAAUACAUAAAUAUCGGUAAAAUAUAUCGAAACCAAAACCAUAUUAAUAUAUCGAUAUGUAAGAAAGUUAUUAUUGUCGUUGAAUAUUGUCUUAAUUCCGAACAAUUAUCAAUCACAAAAGAACAAACAAAUAAUAAAAGUCAUGAUAGGUAAAGAUUGUCAAAAGCAUAAAAUUUGUCUUGUUUGAGAAUAAAUCAAUACACGUCCAUCGCAAGUUUGAGUGCGUUGACUCUAGAAGACGCUCAUGCAAUCCGUGCCGAAUCUUCUCGCGUAGAAUGAUCAUCCCGGUCGUGCCGAGGGUACGAGAGAAAAGGGAAGAGGAGGGUAAUGAGGAGGAGGGAGGAGGAGCAGCAGCGGCGGUGGCGGCGGCGGCGCAGCAACACGGCGUCGAAAAAGGAAAGCCACGCUGAUCAUCCACGACUGGAAGACCUCGGCGUUGCACCUUAGCGAACCUUAGCGCGACGGAGAAGGGACGACGUCAAGGAAGGAGAGAGUGAGAGAGAGCAGGAUAGGAGGAUACGGAUAGUAAAAGGGCAAGGAGGGCAAGAGAAAGAGAGAAACAAAGAGAGAAGGGAUUCGAGAAGGAGAAACGGAGAAACGAAGCGAGAGCGAGACGGAGAAAGGAAUUCGUAAAUCCGUACAUUUUCACAAAACGUUCGCUUUUGUGGAUUUCCAGGUGGCCAGAUCCUACCUGGCCUAACAAAUAUCUUUUUCCCGAUCUCCUCAUCCGGAAUCCUUUUGUACCCACGAGUUCUCGCGUUUAACAUGGCGCUCAGCAUUCGCAAAUGCAUCCAUUAAUCUUCACCGCGCGAACGUAUCCAACCACCACCGCCUCGAGGUAACGUGAAUCCGUAAGCGAUCCUACUUCCGCGAGGCGAGGUCGGUCGCGCUGCCCCAUGAGGCCCCUCUCCUUCGAGAAUCUGAGGAGGCUCGUGGGCCGCAAGAAGGACCGCAAUGAGCCCUCCUUCAAGCGCAGCGAGUCCUUCAAACGAAUCUCCAUCAGGAAGAGCUACCUGGACCGCGGCAAGCGACGUAAUCGCCUCCAGAAGAAUCUGGAGCCCGCCGCUAACCCUCCCGUGCAGCAGCCAGUGACGAACGAUAAGGUCUCCCCUCGGCAGACCGACAAGGAGCAAGAGUUCAAGAAGAAUCAAGAGUGCUCCCUCAGUCGCGAGUCCAUCACUUAUGAUGAGUGGCUUCACGGGGUCAGCUCCUCCUCCCGUGAGAAACUUCACGAGGAUCAUCUUGAAUCUCCUCAGCAACCUAAGAUCACACCCAAGACCGCAAAACUCUCCAAGCACGCUGAUGCGGACUCGGUUGCCGAGGAUCUAAAGAUUCUCAAGCUCGACGCGUCGCCUAUUUUAACAGCCAAGCCGAAACCCUUCAGGAUCGCCACCGAUCAUGUCCGGGACGAGACGACUAACGGACAUGACGGUCUUUGGACCCAGGAGUCCUCCACGGAAGGACCACCCAGCGUCAGUAUCAGCCUCGGCAGGAUAUGGAGGGACGCGGUGCCGGUUCCAGUUCGGGUCUCGGCCCCGGUGCCGCCUCCGUACACCUCUGUCUCGAAUCCUUCGGUCCAUCAUUCCUUGGACAGCGCCUUGAAGGAGAAGAAACCACAACCGACUGUCGCGAGAACGGUUUCGGCGCCGGAGAAACCCGUCAGCAAGGAUACCACGUCGUCGUCGUCGUCUUUCGGGUUCUCCCUCAGGAUCGCCAAACUCGCGGAUUUCAGACCAGGGGUCACGCGAAACGGUCUCUUCCGCCGGAAAGCACCGAAGCCGUCGCCUAGCGUGAGUGCAGAGGGCUACUUCAAGCGUACGAGCGCGUCCAGACGCUCGAGUUCUCGUCGCCGAAGCGGCAAGAGGACCUCUCAGCGCAGAAAGUGUCAACAGCCAGCUGCUCGCACCAGCAGUCCGGUAUGGUUUGUCCCACCGGAGAGACGUCGCUCGAGACGUCAACGACGCGUUUGGCGCGAAAUCAGGUACUUGCCCGAUGAAGAGGGCCCGAUCCUAGAAAGGAUCAACGACUGGUCGUCGAACAUGUCGGACGAUCAAUUCGACGAUCAGAAGCUGCUGCUGUCGGGCGACUUCAACGAGCGCCGCGAGGAUGACGUCCUGAACUCGAUCGUCUCGUCGUCCCUGGGUUCUUUCUCAGCGACAUCGUCCUCAUCGUCGGCCUGUCCGGUGCCGAAGAUCAGCGACUUCAAUGAGGACAAGCUGUUCUCCGAGGAACUAAGGACCAACGGCCUCUUGACGCGCAGAACCAUUUGGAAGCCGUCGGCGACAACGGCGAUGACGAUGACAACCAUGACGUCGACAGCGACGAUGAUGACGACCAGUACAACUACUUCUGGAAACUACUUCGCCAGUAGCCAGUUCCUCAGCUUCCUUGCUAAGGGCACUGCCAAAGAGAGAUCGAAGAGCGAGAACUCAAACGCGGGCUACAGAUGCCUCUCGUCGACCGAUAGCGAGGACGACGACGCUGCUCGCUUCAACGAGCGUAGGAGGAACGUCAACUUUCCCCAGCAGCGACAGCAACAUCUGAAGAGGCAAAAAUCCGGACUCAGGAGGCGACCACUGCGCAGGAAGUCGCAGUUGAGAAGAACGUCUGGCCAGCCGGUUUUCCUCGUGCGCAAGUGCUCGUCCUUGAGGAAACGCCCCAGUAAGAUCUAAACUAUGAUCACCGGUUCUAGAAACUGGGCUGGGCUGGAGUUGUUUUUUUUCUAAUUAAAGAUGCGAGAAUGAAUGAAGAAAACACUGGAAAAACCUAAUGAUAUCUAAUUUCCUGUGUGAUCUCACUUGUAUUUCGCGGAUGCACACAAUGAAGCAUCUUUUUUAGAAAUCUAAUUAUGUAUUUUCCUUGCAUCGUUCGAUUCUCGUUUCAUUAAUAGCAACAGUCCAUGAUCGCAUAAUCUCGGCUUUAGAGGUCUGCGAGUUAUAUCCAGCCUUUAUUGAAUAACACGCAAUUGAAUCGCGGCGAUUACGAGCGUUCUCUACGCGUUCCAUCUAUCUAUGUCUAUCCUUUACUCGGCCGUUACUUCACGUCCGUCGACGUUAAUUGCGCAACGCGUUUCCCGAUCGGUUUCGGUAAGCUUCUUGCUCGAUCGCGAGCCUGCACGCAUAUCAUGAUCGUAGUUCAACCGGCGGCUUUCGCUACUUCCUUCGAAGGCUCGCUCAUCCCCGCGUAAUUAACUCUUUUUUUUCAAAAUACGAACAACAAAAUUACAAUUCUUUUCCUAACGAAAUCGAAACUUGUUGCUUUCCGGAAAGAAAAGAAUUCCGGCGAUUAAACGCGAGAGAUAUGAAAUCCACGUUCAAGUUUUAGAAGGUAAAGUACUCUAUCGUUUCCUUCGCCGUCCAUUCGAGCUGCAUUGCUUUUCGCAAGGAGACUUCGCAGACGCCAGGCGGAAUUUAUGCACGCUCACAUACCGCGUCGCUUUUCCCUCGACAAAUCGUCGCGUACAGGCGAAGGCGAUCUGGUUUUCGCAUCGGCGAUCGCUCGAAUAUGUCGAUUAGUGUAAUCGUGGUGGCCCGGUUCCGUUUCGCGCACGUCGUCGGAAAAAUCGUGUCUCGGCCGUUAGGAUCGAUUCUUCGGCGUUUUCUCGAGUUACGAGGCGUGACGAAAGGCGCGCGAGUACGCCAACCAGUUUUGCAUCGUGCACGCGGGGAACGCGAGCGCGAGCGCGAGCUGCGUCAGCAGCGGAGCACCGGCCGCGACGGCAGCAGCCAAGCGUGCAUCGAUCUAAAAUUCAAUCCUGAAAACGCCCGUUCGAUCCUGCGCGCGAUCGUUAAUCGCGCGGUUUAUUCACGGCGACUGAAAAAUUACACCGCCGGCACGGUAUUCACGUGAUGUGCGUUACACGAGGUACACGUUACUGCCUGGCUGCUGCUUAUCCCGCGUUGUUUAUCCGCAUCUUCUCGCUUCCAUCCGUAACGAGAUACUCCACUUUUCAAAUACCACCUUCCCCGGCAUCGCAUCGUGAUCGUGCCGUCAAUAUCGCGUACAUGCGUAAUACACACACUUCUAAAUGCUCUCCAUUUCUCGUAAAUGUUGUGGAAGACGAAUUUAUGAUGGGAGAGAACACGCGGUUUUCGAGUCGCGUCUCAAUAAGAGCGCUUUCGCGCGAUCAUAAGGUACAACGACGAAGACGAGAGAGCUUCGCCGUCGUGCGUCCGAGCCGCACGUAUGUAGCGGUAUUAAGUGCGAAUGCAAAUUCGGUUUUAGAUUGGACCGAUUUUUUUAGA
Molecule: messenger RNA, 10196 nt
Organism: Ooceraea biroi (clonal raider ant)
Lineage: Eukaryota; Metazoa; Arthropoda; Insecta; Hymenoptera; Formicidae
Source: RefSeq, a predicted model, not a curated record